Messenger RNA from Ambispora gerdemannii, 2772 nucleotides. Lineage: Eukaryota; Fungi; Glomeromycota; Glomeromycetes; Archaeosporales; Ambisporaceae. The record is from the annotation of a GenBank genome assembly.
AUGUCUACUACAAAGCAACAACAGCAACAUACAUAUCAUCCACCUCCAACUUAUGGAUUUUUUCCUCCACAGCCUCCGCCAUCAUACACCCAAGAAUUUAAACCUGGAGGAUAUUCUCCCGGUUUUUCAGAAUCACAAGGGCACCAACAAGCAAGUUCAAUGAUGCCAAUGCCAACGCCAGUUUUUUCUGCUUAUACACCUCCACCUGCACCACCGCCUCCACAAUCGGUACCAACUACUGUUGGAGGAAAUGAUUCAAAAUAUUUCCCAAGACCAAAAUAUCAAGAUUUAUGGGCGGCAAUACUAUUUUUACUUCAUUUCGCAGCGUACAUUGUGAUUUCUGUAAUCGCAUUAGCAAACUUUGGAAAAUUACAACGCAGUCCGGAUAGAAAACCUGUACAAAGAGUCACGUUGGACUGGAGUGUAAUUUGGCUGUUGUUAUUUAGCGCUGGAGUCGGAUUCUUUUUUAGUUUGGUCUAUCUUUUUAUGGCAGAAAAAUUUCCAAGACAAUUUAUAACAGCAACAUUUAUCAUCUCGAUUGGAUUUUAUUGGGGAAUCACUGCUUAUUAUUUUGUAGUCGGAUAUUUCGCGUUUGGUGGACUUGUGCUUCAGUUUUUGUAUCAAGUGUGGUGGCAAGAUAUUUACGAUUACAGCCGCAUACCAAUACUGGUACCCACCAGCAUGCAAACAAAAUACACGGCACCCACAAUGCGACACGAGCAAAUUAAACGGCGUUAUCGUCUUUCUCUUAUUCUCAUUCUACUGGACAUCACAGGCACUCCCCAAGGAAUGCCACGCUCGCCCACCUUCGAAAGCUUGAAACGAGCAACAACGACGAGUUUUGGAAGCGUGUGUUUAGGAAGUUUGCUGGUCGCCUUGCUUCAAACUAUUCGUGCUCUGUUGAGGACAGCCGCGCAGGAAGCUGAUAAUCCGCUUGCGCAGUUUUGCGCGGUGUGUGCAAUGUUUAUUAUUGAAUGUUUUGACGAAUUGCUGCAAUUCUUUAACUUUUACGCGUAUACACAAGUGGCAAUUUUUGGAAAAUCAUAUUUGCACGCUGCAAGGGACACUUGGACAUUGAUAAGAGAACGUGGUCUAGAACUCGUUGCCAACGAUAUCUUGGUAGGAAACGUUCUAGUAAUGGGUUCGAUCUUAAUCGGGAUGAUAACCGCAUUACUCGGUUACCUAUUCACCAUAAUAAUUCAGCCAGACUUUAACCGAGGCGGCACAUUCACCCCGCUGAUUGUAUUUCUCGCAUUCAUUAUGGGAUUCCAGAUGAUGAAUGUGCUCAGCUCUGUGAUUCAUAGCGGUGUUGCGACUACUUUUGUCGCGUUAGCUGAGGAUCCUGGCGCGUUACAUAGAACCAAACCUUCAUUGUUUGAGAGGAAAAAGAGAAAAAGAAAUAGUUUUGAAGCAUCUCAUAAUACGCCAUGGACAGACAAUUAUGAUCCCCAUGACUUUUGUAAUGCAAUUGAUAUUUUAAAUCAAGAAGUGACAGAUUUCGUUACUUAUAUUUCUCCGUUACCAGAAGAACGCGAAAUGCGUCAAUCAGUAAUAUUACGCAUCAAUCAGCUACUACGUAAUGAAUUCGAUUUAGGUUCAGUGGCAAGAGCUUACGGAAGCUAUAACACAGAUCUCUAUUUACCAUCAAGUGAUAUUGAUUUGGUGUUAUUUUGUGAGAUAAAAAACAGAAAAAGGCUUGUGUAUCAAAUUGGCGAAGUGAUCCGUAGUUUAGCGAUAGAGUCUAGCAUCCUUAAGCUACCAUUUGCUCGAGUUCCGAUUGUGAAAUUUGUAGAAAAGUCUUCGGGAUAUCAUGUUGAUAUUUCGUUUAAUCAAGCGAGUAGCUUAAAUUCCGCGAAUGUGACAAAAACUCUCAUUCAACGGUAUCCCGGAUCAAGAGAAUUGUUAUUGGCGGUGAAAUAUUUUUUGGCGUCGCUUUCAUUGAAUGAUCCUUCGCAAGGUGGGAUGGGAAGUUAUACGGCUUUGUUGCUGGUCAUUUCUUUGUUGCAGAAACAUCCAUUAGUAAAGAACCCUAAUUUCGUGGUGAAGGAUAAUCUUGGUAUGAUGCUGAUUGAAUUCUUCAAGUUAUAUGGGGUAGAAUUUAACUAUAAAAAGUAUUCGAUAAAUGUCAGUAAAGAGGGAUCUUAUGAACUAAAACCAGCAAAGAAUAAAGAUAGCUCAAAAUUUCUCGUAAUCCCAGAUCCUUCUGAUCCGGACAACGUAAAUGUCGCAACCGCCACCAGCAAAUGGAUAAACAUACGCCAAGCAUUUGCUUCUGCUUACGAAACUCUACAGGAAACAGUCAACCAUAUGGAUCACGUCCUAUAUGAGAACAAUGAUAGUCCGGAGGUUGUACAAUACGAUGCCAAAAAAGGAAUAACAUUACUGGGCACUAUCAUUUCUAUUGAUCAAAAAUAUCAAGAUGCAAGAACCAAUGCAGUUCAGGCGUAUUUAUUCAAAUAUGGGUUUGCACGUAAGUUUGGUGAAAGGGACGAGUGGUUCCGUCGUGCUUCUUCUCCACCAAGCGGAAAAAGGAAACAACCUAAAUAUAGUCGUAUAGUCAAUACUAUUGACAACAGGGAUGGUGUUUCAUCAUGGUACGAUAAAAGUAUAUUAAUGGAUUAUAAAGCAAAAAAGCAUGGUAUCGAACUACGGAAUAACAAACUUUCACCAAGUCGAAUAAAAGAUAAAUCUAGCGAUGAAGUUAAUUUUCAUAGUACAAAUUUUAGGAGAAGAAAGAUUAAAUCCGUUAAGAAUAAAAGAAGAAACAUGUGA